GAAAUGUAGUGAACCGUCGAGACCAAUCAAAGACGGAAAAGGCAGGCUAAUCACUGAAAUCCAAGAACACAUGGGGGGACACUUUAGGGAACUGUUGAAUGGGCCAGAUCCACCGGAUAUCGAAGCAGCACAUACAGUCCUUCCUAUUAAUGUCACUGCAUCAACGACCAAAGAAAUCAGGAUGGCCAUAAGACAAAUCGAGAGCGGCAAAGCAUCAGGAAGAGAAAACAUAACAGCCGAAGCACUAAAGUCAAACAUAGGGGCAACUGCGAACAUGCUCCACGUUCUGUUCAGGAAUAUUUGGGGGGAGGUUUAAUGGCCCGAUAUCUGACUUUAUUUGAAUCGUAUGAGUGAUUACUAUUGAAAUAAACGUAACGUUAAUCCUCGUGUAGUAUCAGCGACUUAAAUCGCGUCAGUGAUUAACGGAAUUAAGUGAGUCAUAUAUGAGAAUUAAGUUUCAGUGCGUAUAUUUCAUACAAUCGUUGAUCGGAAAGCGAAGCAAAACGGGACGGCACACAAUGGAGAAGGCGAGUGAAUCAACUCAAUUUAGUUAAGCGUGAAUCGAUAUUUAUAGUUGAACAAAAAUAUGUUACAGUCAUGUGAUGAGUAAGAUGAGAAACGCAUACGCUUACAUAAAAACAGUCAAGGUUGAUAAGCGAAUAACUAACAAGGUCAAAAUGUGACUCCAGAAGAAUGAAUAAAUUGGCCUGUCCGGAAGCUAGAAUAAGCUAUAUGGGCUUGAAAUAGCAACCGACACUGCAGAGGAACAAGUUCCAACAGACAGAAAUGAAGAUAUCAAAGAAUGUAGAUCUGAGCAAAUGUGAGAACUACAGAGGGAUCACACUACAAUCGGUACCACGAGAGGUUUUCAACAGAGUGUUGUCCAACCGAAUGAAAGAUUUAGUGGGCACCCAACUUUAGGAUCGAUACACCGGAUUGCGUAAGCAUCGGUCGUGCACAGAUCAAAUUGCGACACUACGGAUCAUCGUUGAACGAUCAAUUGAAUGGAACUCAUCACUACCCAUCAACUUCAUUGACUAUGAGAAGGCGAUUGACAACGUAGAUCGAAGAACUUUAUGGAACCUCUUUAGACACUGUGGUGUACCUGCGAAGAUUGUCAACAUCAUCCGGAAUUCAUAGGAGGGAUUACUCUUCAAAGUCGUGGAUGAAGGAAUGCUGGCAGAUGCGUUCCAAUUGAUGACCGGAGUCAUACAAGGCUGCUUACAUUCCCCUUCCUCUUUCUUCCGACAGUUGAGUGUAUUAUGAAAACCUGCGUCUGAGGGGAAGCACGGAAUACGAUGGACAGGUUGAAUGCAACUGGACGAUUGGGACUUCGCAGAUAACCGAGCUCCUCUAUCCCGUAUACACCGACAAAUGCAGGUGAGGACAGUCAGUGUAACAACAACACCUGUCUGUAGCAUUAGGGCUAAAAACACACUAGGGGAAAAGCAAGAUCCUGAAACAAAACACGGGGAACACUGGUUCAGUCACACUUGAUGGAGAGACUCUGGAAGAUGUGGAAAAGUUCACUUAUCUGGGCAUCAUCAUCGAUUAACAAGAGGGACCUGGUGCAGACUUAAAGGCAAGAAUUGAACAUAUGGGACUCAAAAGAACUUUCAACUAAUAUGAAUGUUAGAACUGGGAUCCUCCCAGUUAAAGGAGUUCUGGAUUAUAAGACGAAUGUGAAUGAUGAUUACAGCCAUUGGCUUCUGUUCUCAAUCACAUCUAAUACCGUUUCAAGCUAAUGAGUUGCACCAUCUGUCGGACCACAACCAUUAAGUAUUUGUCGAAAUCACUGAUGACCUCCAACAUAAAUCAUACGAAUGAACAACUUCCUUGUACAGAAAAUCACUCGGAGUUAAAAGAAGUUUUGAAACCGUGCGGUAAACUUCCGCCGACAAACGACAUAAAAUUGGAUCGAUCUUACUUUAAACGUAAAGUCCCAAUGAUAUUCGUCGGUAUUCAAUGUGAUAAACAUGUCAAGACGUCUUUAGAGAAGUUGAAGCCAUUUUUCUGUCCUUUUAUCCGACUACCUAAAAUAUCUAAAACUUACCGAGAUUCAAAUGGAUCGUUGCGUAAAUUGAUGCUGGUUCAAAUGCCUGAACCUGAUAAAAUCUUACAGUUUAUAACUGAUUUAAAUCAGUGGAACGUUGAUUUACCUAAAGAUUACGCAAAUCUUCGACCAGUCGAUUUAUCUGUACCGAAAUUGCCCGAAUGUCUAAACGAUUUGAAAGCUGAAAAUUCAUUGAACGAUGAAGCAUUUAAAAAAGUUGCUCUUGAUAAAAUACCAAAUAUUCGCACAGUUAUUCAUAAAGCUGCGAAUAUUGAAUCGGCUUAUCGUACUUUUGAAAUGGAAUUACUUGCUGGUGCUCCUGAUUACAUAACAUCAAUGCGUGAAAACAGUGUAACGUUGCACUUGGAUAUUAGUAAAGUUUACUGUAAUCCGCGUUUGGGUACUGAACAUACACGAGUCGUUAACAGUUUGCGUCCACCUCUUCCAAUUAAUGAUCCAUUUCUUACACCGCGACCUAUUCCUGGAGAUCGUGUAGUUGUUUAUGAUGUAUUUGCUGGCAUUGGACCUUUCUCUAUUCCAGCUGGUCGAGCAGGAUGUCAUGUGUUGGCGAAUGAUCUCAAUCCUGAUUCGUUUAUUUGGCUUAAAAAAAACGUUGCCCAAAACUCAUCGCGUAAACGCCCUUUGAAAAAUAUUGUCUGCUACAAUAUGGAUGGACGUGAAUUUAUUCGUGAAAUUCUUCUUCCGCACUACAGAAAAUAUGGGAAUUCUGACACAACUGAAUCAGCUGAUUGUGAUUCUAUUUCACUAUCAAUUGAUCGUUUUGUAGUUAUUAUGAAUCUUCCUCAAUUGGCUAUAGAUUUUUUAGAUGCAUUUGUACCACCAUUGAAUUGUAUAAAAUCAUCAAAUAUCAUUAAUGAUAAUAGUGUAACUGCCAAUCUAAAUGAUUCAUCUGUUAUACGUCAAAAAUGUAUUAAACCUUUAUAUAUUUAUUGUUAUUGUUUUAUGAAACGUAAUAUUGAAUCGGAACAAACUAUUAAAAUACGUUUAGCUAAAGCUUUAAAUACAAAUAUGACUGAUUUAUUUCAAUUUAUUAAUUCAACAACAAAUGAUGAAACAGUUGAUAAUAUGAACAAUGAACAAAUUAAUGAUAAAUGUUUCAUAAGAAAUUGGCAUUAUCGUUUUGUACGAAAUGUUGCUCCAUAUAAAGAUAUGUAUUGUGCUGAAUUUGAAUUAUAUUUACCAAAACUAUGGUUAUUUUAUGAUUAUUCAAGUCCAACAGUAAAACGUUCUCGAACUAUUGAAAAUGAACUAAUUGAAUAA
This is a messenger RNA of Schistosoma intercalatum, 3334 nucleotides long. The record is from the annotation of a GenBank genome assembly. NCBI's taxonomy places the organism in Eukaryota, Metazoa, Platyhelminthes, Trematoda, Strigeidida, Schistosomatidae.